Messenger RNA from Lytechinus variegatus (green sea urchin), 1800 nucleotides. RefSeq lists its product as uncharacterized. Bases 114 to 689 code for a protein of 191 amino acids. The record is from RefSeq and is a predicted model, not a curated record. The transcript is spliced from 3 exons. Lineage: Eukaryota; Metazoa; Echinodermata; Echinoidea; Temnopleuroida; Toxopneustidae.
UUGAAAUUUAGGAAAUGAACUCUGUUUCCAGGGAAGCUUUUGCGCUUUAAAACCAAAGAGAAUAUUUUAAAAAUUGAUUUUCCAUUGCAUUGAGAGACUAUUCAUGAUUUUGUAUGGCUCAACCGGGUAGUGAAGAAGCAGCAGAGGAUGGAUUUGAGAUACCUCAAGAUCUCUGUGAAAGACUGGAGAAUGUAGAACUAGAUGAGGAAGAGACAGAGACUUUAUUGCAAGAGGCAUUGGCCCUCAAUAUGAGAUUGAAAGCUGAACUUCAGAGAAGAGAAAACAAUGACUUAGAAGAUAGCAGCAAUGUAACCAAUUCUAGAGGACCGCAGGGUCAUGAUGUCUUAUCAUCAGAUAAACACAUAAAAAACUCGUCAGCGAGACAUAGAAGACCGGGACAGAAAAAAAAUCCACUGCCACCAAUAUCACCAAGUAAAGGACAAACCACAGGGUCUGGGAACCAUCGGAAAGGUGGGCCUCUCAAGUCCAAAGGUCAACCAGAAAGACGAGGAGCGUCGUCACCUGCUCCUCACGCCAUUAUUGGCAGGAUAGUCAACAGUGCUGGGAGUGUGGAAGGAUCUCAGCGAAGAGCAAAGUCUGCGAAGAAAGACUUAGAAGGAAGACCAACCCGCUCAGCUGAACAGAGAAAGAAAAAGCCAGAAUGGAAUGAUAGAUUCUCCUACAAGUAACAACUUCAUCAUCAAUACCAUUCUUCACUACAACAUUCCUUGGAUAUAAUAAUGACACAUUAUAAACUACAUGUAUACUACAAGCUGCCAGUAUUCAACAUGAGGCCUUGUGAUGUAAGAUUGAUUGUAUCUCUGAUAUCAAUUCUAUUUCUAAUGGAUACCUUUCUUUGAGAUAAAUUUUACGAUUGAGCAAUGUCGCCAUGGUGCUUACCAUGGAUUAUAAUGUCGAGAUAGAUCGUAACUGCAAGGAGUCAAGGACUUGACUCUAACAUCAGGCACCAAGCUGAGACAUGUUACGACCAUCCCAAACAAAAAUUAUAACAGGUGAAUUCAAUUCAGUUCAUUUAUUUUCCUCUUUCAAUCUGUUCAUAUUUACAAUGAUAGUUCAAUUUACAUACAGGCCUGCAACUUACUAUAACAUUUUAAUCAACUUGUACAAUACAAUAACAGAAUGAAAUUGAAAGAUGAUGAGACUCACUAAAAAGCAGAGCUUUCAGGGUGAAGGCCCCCUUUUUCUUAGAACAAUAUAUAAAUUGUGAUAAAAAAUGAAAUUGAAAAUAAAAUGAAAAUAAAAUUAGAUUAAAUUAAAUGAAUAAGAACUAUAAUAAAUGUACAUUGAUCACGUAACAUGACUGCUCAGGCAGCUAUGUACAUGAUGCGGGAUGUUAUGGUGAAGAACUGAACAAUUCCUAUUGGAUUUGUCAAUUUAUGUAUUCAUUUUAUUAACAUGGGAUUCAAUCAAAUAGGUUAUGAAGUGGAGUGUAAUCAGUGUUACUUAAAGGUAUCCUUUUUUAUAAUGUAGCUUUAUAGACAUGGUGGUUUUAACCUCAUUUCUUAUCAGGAAGUUUUAGCUCCAUGAUGCACAAUGGAUUCAAGAACAUAGAAAAUAUAUUGUCAUUAAUGCCGUUUAUGACAAAAACCUUCCAAUAAGUCUUUGUCAAAAAUUGGUGAAUCAAAACGGCAGUUUCGUCCUGGACUCAAACAAACAACAUAAUUGCAAUUUUCCCUCAGCUCUGCAACUUCGGAUGAAACGUGGGGCCCGUUGCAGAAAGAGUUUCAAUCAAUCGCAACUCUAAAAAUCAUGCCCAACUUGAUUUUCAACCAAUCAACA